Messenger RNA from Nomia melanderi (Alkali bee), 910 nucleotides. Its product is annotated as transmembrane protein 222. The record is from RefSeq and is a predicted model, not a curated record. NCBI's taxonomy places the organism in Eukaryota, Metazoa, Arthropoda, Insecta, Hymenoptera, Halictidae.
AGGUAAAAAUCAUCGGUAACAUCGAGCGCGACACCGAAAUGCUGCGGAGGUCUCCAGCUGACAAAAAUUUCCAUGAGCUGCAACGUCUGUACGCAUCUUACGUCCGUGCAAGCUAUGAACGAGUCAGAAUUCUCGAGUGACGAGCAACAUUUUCCGGACGAUGCGUCGAACAUGGAGCUUAUCGUAGAUCCGAACAGACAAAGAUUCCCAUUCUGCAUAGUUUGGACUCCACUGCCAAUCCUAACGUACUUUUUACCAUUUAUCGGUCACAUGGGCAUUGCCACCUCUGCCGGCGUGAUCAGGGAUUUCGCGGGCCCUUACCAUGUCUCCGAAGAUAACAUGGCGUUUGGGAAUCCCACGAAAUAUUGGCAGUUGAACUACGCCAAGGCGAAAGGGGGCAUUCGAGGAUGGGAUGCUGCCGUGGCCGAGGCCAGUGAAAUUUAUAAAACGAGAAUGCACAAUCUAUGUUGCGACAAUUGUCAUUCUCAUGUAGCUACGGCAUUGAAUCUAAUGUCGUACGGUGAUUCCAACAGUUGGAACAUGAUAAAGCUAGCGUUCCUGAUGCUUUUGUAUGGGAAGUACGUAAGUUUUUUAGCAUUCUUGAAGACCUGGAUGCCGUUUUGUCUGAUCGUCGCUAUCGUCACCGUCAUUUCCCUAUACGUAUGGUAACUCAGAGAUUUCACAAAAAAUAUUUUGUAAGAGCACAUUGAGCAAAAUGACAGCUACUAAUUUCGACAGAAGUUUAAACAAUUGCGGUCGAUUUAUUCAAAUCUCCCGGAUCUAUUAUUAGAAUUACAUUAUUUUACAGAUAUAUGUACAUACAACAAUAAGUCACACGAUACAACGUAAGCUUAAGGUUACCUGCAAAUCGAUACUCUACUGUGCAGGUGCACGACAUUCUGUCCAUUUC